GUGUGUGUUUACGCACACAGGGACGACGACGACGACGACCCAUUGUGUCGUAUUUUUCGAAGGCGCGCGAGGAGCGAGAUCGGUGAACCGCUGCGCGUGCCAUUGUGCGUAUUAAAGUAUAACUCCUCGUUGUCGCGGAUGAAACCAUAAGACUUUAACUGCCUGCGCAGAGCAUCUCGUGAGAUUUCGAUUGAUAUAAAAAAGAAACGCGGGUAUCGCUCGUGUAACGUUUGCACCGCGAAAACAUGCCGAAGGUAAAUACGCUGUUCAAUUACUUCACCUCGCCGAGGGGCUCGCCGGGGGCGAGAAAUUCGCCGUCCACGCCGAAGUCCAAGAGGCCGGCCGCCGACGACGGGGAUGCGACACCGAAGAGAGAACAAAAGAGCAAAGUUGCCAGAUUUGCUAAAGAUAAGACCAAAGAUAAGGAGAACAAAUUGCAAAAUCAGGACAAAAAAAGGACUCUCAAGGACGUUGAUGAUGAUUCAAUGGAAGAGGAUGAACCGGUACCUCCUAAACCCAACAAGAGAAGGAGGAUAAUUAUUCCUGAUGAGGAUAGUAAUUCAUCUGGGAGUGACUACAAACCUGAUCCUGAUGAGUCAAAAGAUUCAAGCAUGGAAAUUCCUGCUGAUGAAGUUGCAAGUGAAGCUGAACUAUCAACUGCAUCAGAAUCUGAGGAUGACAGUCCAGUUAAAGCAAAAUCAGCAUCCAGAGGUAGUAAGAAAUCAGUUACAAAAACUCCUAGCAGAGUGACAAGUGCUAGUGGAAUUACGAAAACAGAUGACAAUGAAACUGAAAAGACUGGAAAAGCAUCUGAUUCUCAAUCGUGGCCUCAUCUGAAGUAUGAUUUUUUGCAACCCGACAAAAUCAAAGAUAUCAAAGGACAUCGACCAGGCCAUCCAGAAUAUGAUGCCAAAACUCUUCAUGUGCCAUCAGAUUUUUUGAAUAAAUUGACACCAGCUGUACGUCAGUGGUGGGUUCUAAAAUCUGAGCACUAUGAUACUGUUUUAUUUUUCAAAGUUGGCAAAUUUUAUGAACUUUAUCAUAUGGAUGCUGUUAUUGGAGUAAAAGAAUUGAACUUGACAUUCAUGAGGGGAGAAUUUGCACACUCCGGGUUUCCUGAAAUUGCAUAUGGUAGAUAUUCUGCCAGUCUUAUUGAAAGAGGCUACAAAGUAGCAAGAAUUGAACAAACUGAAACUCCAGACAUGAUGGCCAAAAGAGUAGCAAAGCUCAAAAAAUCAACCAAGUUUGAUAAGGUAGUCAACAGAGAAAUUUGUCAAAUCAGUACCAAAGGCACUCGAGUCUACACUGUUCAAGAUACUGAAUCCUCAGAACCAACAUCUAAUUAUUUACUUUCGAUUUACGAAAAAACACACAAAUCAUUAUCAACUUAUGGUGUCUGCUUUAUCGAUACAACUAUAGGUGAUUUCAACUUGAGUCAAUUUGAAGAUGAUCGAUGCAAUUCUAGACUACUUACACUUCUUGCCCAUUGUCCACCUGCUCAUAUAAUUUAUGAACGUGGUAAUUUAUCAUCUACCACUCUUAAGAUACUUAAUAGUUAUCUUCCUGGAGUAAUGAAAGAAGCAUUAUUAAAAGAAACACAGUUUUGGCCAUCUACUACAGUAUUGAAGUAUCUUCAUGAAGAAGAUUAUUUCAAAAAUGAAGAAGAUUCUGAAUUUGUAUGGCCAGAUGGUAUUCAGCCUUACUUGAGCAAAAGUGACACUUUGGGUCUCACUCCAGAAGAUGAUAAGGAAUUGGCUGUGAAUGCUUUAGGUGGUUGCGUAUAUUUAUUGAAAUCAUACCAACUGGAUUACCAAUUGUUGACUCAAAAACGUUUUAAAACUUAUAUUCCACCUGAUAUCGUAAACAAAAAAGACACACAAUUUGCACAUAAUAUGGUCUUAGAUGCAAUGACAAUUAAUAAUUUAAGGAUUAUUGGAAAUGAUGGAUCCUUACUAAAAACUUUGGAUAGUUGCUGCACAGCUUUUGGUAAAAGACUAUUGAGGGAAUGGGUAUGUCGACCCUCAUGUCGAAAAUCAGUCAUAAUUGAACGGCAAAAGGCAAUCACGACUUUACUGGAUCAUCCAGAUAUUACGCAAGAAGUUCGAUCAAAACUGAAUUCACUUCCUGAUCUUGAACGUCUUCUGAGCAAAAUUCAUGCUCUAGGAAACGCAGCUAAAAUACGAAAUCAUCCCGAUUCUCGUGCGAUUCUUUUUGAUAAUUCGAUUUACUCCAAAAGAAUAAUUAAUGAUUUUAUCACAGCUCUUAAUGGAUAUGAUCAAAUUCUAAAAAUAAUAGAGAAAUUUUCAGAGUUGGAUAACGAGUUAGUGAACAAAUGCACUCGUACAGAGCCUGCUGGUGAUUUUCCGGAUUUGAAAGAUAUAUUGGAUCAUUUCAAAAAUGCCUUUGAUCAAGAAGCAGCAAAAAAAGAAGGUUUCAUUAUACCUAAAAAGGGCGUUGAUAAAGAUUAUGAUGCAGUCUUAAAUGAGCUAGCUGACAUCCAGUCAGAUCUUAAUGAUUACUUGAACAAACAAUGCCGACACUUUGGAGUAAAAGUUAAAUUCGUUGGUACCGAUCGUAAAAGGUAUCAAAUAGAAAUACCAGAAACUCAAGUUAAAAAAGUUGGAAGUGGUUAUGAAUUGACUGGUUCGAGAAAAGGCUUUAAACGAUACUAUACCGAUGAAGCUAAAGAUCUUCUGUUAAGACAACAAGCUGCUGAAGAUAGUAAAGACAAAGUUCUAAAAGAUAUUAAUCGAAGAAUAUUUGAAAAAUUCAGUACACAUUACGAUAAAUGGAGUAAUGCUGCAUACAACAUUGCUGUUUUGGAUUGCUUAAUUUCUUUAACCGAAUAUGCACGAACUUGUGAUGUUUGUAUCCCAACUAUACACGAUGAUACAGAAGAUGAAGAAAUCUUUAUCAGUAUUCUUGAAGGAAAACAUCCGUGUAUCAUAUCGGAUAAUUUCAUUCCCAACGAUACCCACAUCAAUAAAGAAAAUUUCGCUCCGCUGAUGAUUCUGACUGGACCUAAUAUGGGUGGUAAAUCCACGCUCAUGCGACAAGUGGGACUCAUAACUAUAAUGGCUCAAAUCGGAUGUCAUGUACCAGCCAGCGAAUGUAAACUGUCUCUUGUCGAUCGUAUCUUUACCAGACUAGGAGCCAAUGAUGAUAUUAUGUCCGGACAAAGUACUUUCUUGGUAGAGCUGAGUGAGACUUCAGCGAUUCUUAAACACGCUACUAAGCAUUCCCUAGUUUUGCUAGAUGAAUUGGGUCGAGGAACAUCAACUUACGAUGGAACAGCUAUUGCUGCAUCAGUAGUAGAAGCAUUAACUAAAAUGGGUUGUCGAACUUUAUUCUCCACUCAUUACCAUUCUCUGGUAGAAGAUUACAAAACCAAUCAAAACGUUACUCUUGCUCACAUGGCAUGCAUGGUGGAAAAUGACGAUGACGACAAAGUAACUGAAGAAAAUGUAACAUUCUUGUACAAAUUGAGCGAAGGAGCGUGUCCUAAGUCUUAUGGUUUCAACGCUGCCCGACUCGCUGGAGUACCAAUAAAUAUUACGAAACGCGCUCAAGAAAUAGCCACCAGAUUAGAAGCAGAAGUUAAUCUUCGUCACGCAUUUAAAACUUUAUGCAAAAUUAAUGAUAGCACAACUAUCAAGCCUCUGAUUCAACAAGGCAUUAGUAUUUUGGCUAAAUGUUAAUCAAUUUUUUUCUGUUUGUUAAGCAUGUUUCGUUGAUUAUAUGUUGAUCAUUAUGUUCAAACUCAUUUUAAAUUAACGAAUGUUACUGUAACUCGUUCUGUUAUUGAAGCCGACGUUCACAAUUUGUAAUUAAUCAAAAUGUUCAAGUAUUAUUAUCAUUGAUUGAUAUUGACUCGCGUAUAUUCGCAAAAUAAUAAUGUGUGAUUUGUUGAACAAAUAAAUUAAGUUGUUUUUUCCUUUCA
Trichogramma pretiosum is the source of this 3940-nucleotide messenger RNA. It is a transcript of the gene Msh6, whose product is annotated as probable DNA mismatch repair protein Msh6. Gene Ontology annotation, cellular component: nucleus; MutSalpha complex. The coding region runs from base 246 to 3698 and encodes 1150 amino acids. The transcript is spliced from 19 exons. Gene Ontology annotation, biological process: mismatch repair. Lineage: Eukaryota; Metazoa; Arthropoda; Insecta; Hymenoptera; Trichogrammatidae. The record is from RefSeq and is a predicted model, not a curated record. Gene Ontology annotation, molecular function: mismatched DNA binding; ATP binding; ATP-dependent DNA damage sensor activity.